Phascolarctos cinereus (koala) is the source of this 1298-nucleotide messenger RNA. It is a transcript of the gene TSGA13, whose product is annotated as testis specific 13. NCBI's taxonomy places the organism in Eukaryota, Metazoa, Chordata, Mammalia, Diprotodontia, Phascolarctidae. The record is from RefSeq and is a predicted model, not a curated record.
UCCAUAGGUACGCUGCCAACGUCAGGUUGAGAUGAGACUACCAGACUGGAGAGUCUGAGACUCAUCUCAGAUGAGUCUACCAGGGAAGAGAUGAAUCGACCAGUUUUUGCUGAUCAUAAAUUACUUGUGAAUAAUAAACAGAGAAGAAAAUUGACGUACCUCGGGGGAGAGACCAGCUUGGGAGAAGAAAAAGUGCAAAAAUGUGAUGAAGGGAAGUCAAAGUUUGUUUUAUCAAACCUUGAACAUUACACAAUCCACCCAAAUUUGAUCCAGUAUUAUGAGCCUCUCAAGGUCACAGAAUCGCACAAGUUAUUGGGUAGAAACCGAAAAAUCAAAAGAUUCAUGUCCCGAGUGACAGAAUUUGACCAGAAUAAGACGUUACUGAUUAUGACCAACAACCCACCUCCUAGCCCACUCAAUUGGCAAGGAAAGGACAACCCACCCUGCUACUUUUCCCAGGAGCUGCUUCACAAGCCACAGGAGCAAAGGAAAAUCACAAGUCAUGCUGGUCUCCCUCUGAUGAAGAAGAAAUUAAAGACUGAACCCAGGACUCCCUUUCCUGUAAUAAUAUUGGAGGAUGCUAAACCUAAGUGGGAGCAGUGGUACAGGUUUUCCACCAAGGCUGAUUUCAAGAGUGAAGCCAAGUUUUCAAAGCUCCAUGCCCUAAAGAAGCAACAGGAAGAGUAUCCUGAACUUUCCUUUGUUCCAGAUUUUAGGUCAGCGGCCAGGGACCAGGCUACCCGAGGGAAGGUCUCCACGGUAACCUGGGAGCCGUUGACCCUCGACACACUCCUGGAAGAGAAGCCGACGCUGACCGUGCCCUUGCCAAGAGAGAGCCCCUUCCGCUACGGGAGGGCCACGCAGUGGUUCAUAGACAGGACCAUGGUUCCCGACUGAGCCACGCAAAGCUCCCAAUCGAGGACACCCACUGCCAUGGACCUCCAGAGUGCGGCCGGCUGAGCUCUGGGCCUCCUUGUGACUUAGGCGAGCCAGCCUUAUGCCUGGGAAGGCUGCAAAGGAACUCGUGUGUCUGUCACACAGAAAUUCUGCGGGCCAAGCUCCCGGCUUUGGAAUUAGGAGCUGUUAGUACAGACUUGACCCAUUUUUGCUUUAUGUGUGUGUGUGUGUGUGCGCGUGUGAGGGAGUGCAUAUGUUUGUGCGGUUGGGAAAAAUGUUAGCACAGAGGGAAAGGCGUGACUGCGAGGCAAAAAGGGGCGAGGGAGGUCACUUAAGGCAGAGCAGGGGAAAGAGGCGGAGUUUCCACUAGAGUGACGGAUGAACUGCCCAGCCAGCUUGAG